Pseudoliparis swirei is the source of this 3585-nucleotide messenger RNA. It is a transcript of the gene myo1g, whose product is annotated as myosin IG. Gene Ontology annotation, molecular function: actin filament binding; ATP binding; microfilament motor activity. Gene Ontology annotation, cellular component: actin cytoskeleton; cytoplasm; microvillus. Gene Ontology annotation, biological process: actin filament organization; vesicle transport along actin filament. The transcript is spliced from 21 exons. The record is from RefSeq and is a predicted model, not a curated record. Lineage: Eukaryota; Metazoa; Chordata; Actinopteri; Perciformes; Liparidae.
AUUCCCGUGGACUCUGACGGUUAUCCCACCUGCUCACUCACAUUCGUCCCUCACCGACAGCUCGGCCAUUUGGCUCCAGCGUUCCCAAAAAAGAAAAAGGAAAAGGUUUCUCACGCUGCAGCUGGACUCUGGGAGUCGGGAACCCUCGGGGACACGGCGCCCCGCCGAUGCCGAGUCAGGAAAGGAAAUGCCACGAUCCCUCCGGGGAGAGAGAGAGAGAGAGAGGGACGCGCUCUACCCCCAAAGUUAACCGCUCGUUGUCUGGCGGAGAGCAGCGCCGGGGUUUCCUAUUUCCGGGGGAGAAAAGAUGCACAAAAAAUCAUCAGGAAAGGAAAGCGAGGAAAGAAGCGUGACAGCGAAGAGAGAGAGAUGGAGGAGGAGGAGGAGGAGGAGGAUGCAGAAGUGGUGUGAGCUCUCAGAUAGCCUCCUGCUCUUUAUAUAGAUCUGCAUGAGGGCUGACUGACAGGGGACAGGCUGCAGCUUGGAGACCACAGCGCUCUAGCACACCCUCAAAGCCACGCCCACAGCACACACACACACACACACACACACACACUCUGUCUACACCACCGGGGCCCCAGAAGUCAACCGUACUUCUCUUUCUUCCUCCUUUCUGUUCCUCUGUUCGGCUCGUCCGGCUUCUAUUCUCUUUGUUGUUGUUUGUUUGUUUGUUUGUGUGUUCGGUGAAGACGGGCAGCGAUGGCGGAGCUGGAGGGCCUGGAGUUCGGCAAGUCCGACUUUGUGCUGCUGGAUGAGGUGACGAUGGAGCAGUUCAUGGAGAAUCUGAAGCUGAGGUUCGAGAAGGGCCACAUCUACACCUACAUCGGAGAGGUGGUGGUCUCCGUGAACCCGUACAGGCAGAUGGACGUCUACGGCGCGGACACCGUCGACGCGUACCGCGGCCGCGAGCUGUACGAGAACCCCCCCCACCUGUACGCCGUGUCCGACGCCGCCUACAAGGCCAUGAAGAGGCGGGCCAAGGACACCUGCAUCGUCAUCUCAGGUGAAAGCGGGGCAGGAAAAACCGAAGCGAGCAAAUACAUCAUGCAGUACAUCGCCGCCAUCACGAACCCGAGCCAGAGGGCGGAGGUGGAGAGCGUGAAGAACGUGCUGCUCCAGUCCACCUGUGUGCUCCCAGGCCAGCAACGCCCCGCAACCAAGCUAACCCAGCCGCGGAAAUUACUGCGCGGAGCCUCGGAGGAGACGCUGAGGUCGUUGCAUCUCCAGGGUGACGCCGCCGCCUACAUCUACACCCGAGAGGGCGCCGCCACGGCCACCUCCAACAACGACCGCUCGAGCCACCGGGCGGUGAUGAGCGCCCUGGAGGUCAUCGGCUUCUCCGUAGAGGAGGUCAACUCCAUUUAUCAGAUCCUGGCCUCCAUUCUCCUGCUGGGCGAGGUGCGCUUCGAGAGCGACGGCGAGAGCCGCUCGAUCCUGGGCCGAGGCCGGCCUCCGAAGCUGAUUUGCCACGCGGGGCGUGAUCACGCCCGCAAGAGCCCUGUUCUGCACGCCCAACAGGCGCUGAACGAGCUACUUCGGGCGGUGAUGAGCUUCAUCAACGGCGCUGCAGAGGUGUCAGAGCCACCCCCGCCUCCAUUCGCUGUGGACGGCAGGAACAGUCUUCACGCCAGGUCGCUUAGCCGACCUGUAGUUCUCGAGCUGCGCCCACGGAAGAACGUAAGUUCCUUAGCUAGGUGCGCUUCGAGACGCAAGCGAUAUUCGGGACGUUUGGGCGCGAUCUUUGACAGCAACAGCUUUGAACAGUUCUGCAUCAACUACUGCAACGAGAAGCUGCAGCAGCUCUUCAUCGAGCUCAUCCUCAGACAGGAGCAGGACGAGUACCAGAGAGAGGGCAUCGCCUGGCAGCACAUCGACUACUUCAACAACCAGAUCAUUGUGGACCUGGUGGAGCAGCCCCACCGGGGCCUCAUCUCCAUCCUGGACGAGGCCUGCCUGUCCGGGGGCCACGUCACCGACACGCUGUGCCUGGAGAGCAUGGGCACCAAGCUGGCCCAGCACCCCCACUUCACCUGCCGCCAGCUCAGCCCCACCGACAAAACCAUGGACUUCCAGAAACACUUCCGUAUCCGCCACUACGCCGGAGACGUCACAUAUUCCAUCGAGGGCUUUUUGGACAAGAACAAGGACCUGCUUUUCCAAGAUUUCAAGCGCCUCAUGUACAGCAGUGCCAACCAAGUUCUGAAGGAGAUGUGGCCAGAUGGUCAGCUGAGCAUCACGGAGGUCACCAAGCGACCUCUGACCGCGGCCACCCUCUUCAAGAACUCCAUUGUGGCCUUGGUGGACAAACUGGGCUGCAAGGACCCGUACUACGUGCGCUGCAUAAAGCCCAACGAGAUGAAGUCUCCGGUGCUGUUCGACGACGCCCGCUGCCAGCACCAGGUGGCCUACCUGGGCCUGAUGGAGAACGUGAGGGUGCGCAGAGCGGGCUUCGCCUACAGGCAGCAUUACGCCCGCGUCCUGCAGCGGUAUAAAAUGACGUGCGAGUACACCUGGCCCAACCACCUGAUGGGCUCGGACCGAGAGGCCGUGGAGGCCAUCGUCACCCAGCACGGCUUCCAGGACGACGUCGACGUGCGCAAGCUGUGAUGGCUCUUCACCCUGGAGCAGGAGCGAGCCGCCCUCAUCCCCAUCCUGGUGCUCUUCCUGCAGAAGGUGUGGCGCGGGGCUCUGGCUCGUCGGAGGUGCCGGCGGAUGAGGGCCAUCUACGCCAUCAUGGGCUGCUAUAAGCGCCACAAGGUGAAGGCACACUUCUGGGAGGUGGAGAGGAGGUUCGCCAACGUGCGAAACAUGGCCGACUACGGAAAGAGCGUGGAGUGGCCGGCCCCGCCUGUGGCUCUGACCCAGUUCCACAACAACACAGUCAUGCUGCAUCGCAGGUGGUGGGCGAGGCAGAUCGUGAAGAAAAUCCCUCCGUCCGACAUGCUGGAGGUCCGGGCCAAAGUGGCGGCCCUGACGGCUCUGAGCGGAGACAGGAAGGACUGGGGGGUCGGCAGAGCCUGGGAGAGGGACUACCUCGCCAAUGCGAGAGACGGCCCUCAGACCAGCUCCGGCUUCAUCCGAGUCUCCAAGGAGCUGAGGAGCAGAGACGAGUUCACUCAGGUCCUCUUCUCCGGCUUCUGUAGGAAGGUGAAUAGAUUCAACAAGAGCACCGACCGAGGCCUGCUCGUCACGGACAAGUGCGUCUACAAGCUGGAGCCCAAGAAGCAGUUCAAGGUCCUGAAGAGGCUUCCCUUGGACGCUUUGACGGGGCUGAGCGUGACCGCCGGGGUCGACCAGAUGGUGGCGCUGCACACGGCCUGCCGGGACGACGUCCUGCUGUGCCUGCAGCGCGGGGAGCUGAGCGCCAACCAGGACCGCGUGGGCGAGCUGGUGGGCGCCUUGGUGGACCACUUCACGCGUGUAAGAAAAGUCCACCUCCCCGUGAAGGUUUGCCAGUCGGCCCUGCAGCUUCACAUGCGGGGCAAACCGAAGAGCGUCACCGUGGAAACCAAGCUGGGCCAGAGGGGCGCCGACUUCAAGAAGAGCCGGGAUGGUUUCGUCCUGCUCGUCGCCCCCGACAACUAA